Molecule: messenger RNA, 564 nt
Organism: Solenopsis invicta (red fire ant)
Lineage: Eukaryota; Metazoa; Arthropoda; Insecta; Hymenoptera; Formicidae
Exons: 2
Coding region: 1-564 (187 amino acids)
Source: RefSeq, a predicted model, not a curated record
AUGACUCAAGUCUUAUGCGAUGAAGCUGAAAAAUUGACACGAAACCAGAGUGAUUGCCCACUGUGGUACGAACUCCGAUACGGGAGAAUUACAGCUGUAACAGGAGCGAGUAAGGUGCAUGAAACAAGUGCAAUGUUACGAGGAAAGGACUUGGAAAAACUGGUGCUGAUAGAAGUAGAGCGCGAACUAGAUACACGAAUUAAGAGUGCUGGACUGUAUCUAUCACCAAAUUAUCCAGCUCUUGGUGCAUCACCUGAUGGUAUGACCAACGAAUACAUCGUAGAAAUAAAAUGUCCUUCGAAUGAAAAAGCGUUGGAAAGAUUCUUGUCGAAAGAUAAAAUUAUCAAUCCUAAGUGCGUAGCACAAAUGCAAUUACAAAUGUUAGCUACAGGAAAGAAAAAAGGAUUAUUUUGUGUGGCUGAUUCGGCCUUUGAAAAUACAAAAAAAGUGCACAUGCAGUGGCUUGCAUACGAUGUAGAAGUAGCACAGGAUUUAGUCAAAAAGGCAAUGCUGUUUUGGGAAAGAAAUAUAUUUCCAUUGUUAUUAUCUUCUGUACAGAAGUAA